AUGUCCGAGAUUGUUCGAUCUACGUCUCAAGAUAAACCUCUCGAGAUUGGUGGUUACGAGAUCAGUGGGACUGGGUCGCGAUUAUAUCCACAUUCCGCUAAGGCUGCAUUUGCACAUGUGAAUGAUGCUGGAGCGCCGCUACCCACCUCACCACCAGUCGAGCAUUUCGGUUCGGUCGAGCCGUCUCCGCUCGGGAUGUCCGGUGUUCACGCACAGAUACAGACACAAGCUAAUCAUCAUGGCAUCCAACAACCAUGGCUUGGAAACCGUUCCGACAUGUCGCAAUCUCAAUCACCGCCCGCUCUUUCUUCAACAAGCCCUUUUAUGGCCUGA
Fomitiporia mediterranea MF3/22 is the source of this 333-nucleotide messenger RNA. RefSeq lists its product as uncharacterized. The transcript has a single exon. Lineage: Eukaryota; Fungi; Basidiomycota; Agaricomycetes; Hymenochaetales; Hymenochaetaceae. Bases 1 to 333 code for a protein of 110 amino acids. The record is from RefSeq and is a predicted model, not a curated record.